GUCCCCGCCAGGGUAGGCUACCCGCAUUUGCCUCCUAGCCUCGGCGCAUUGACCCCAUGGAUGCCCUGUGCGGCUCCAAGUUCUGGGACGCCAAUCUGUCUGUGCACACCGACAACCCGGACCUCACUCCCUGUUUCCAGAACUCCCUGCUGGCCUGGGUCCCCUGCAUCUACCUGUGGGCCGUCCUGCCCUGCUACCUCUUCUACCUGCGACAGUGCCACCGAGGCUACAUCAUCCUCUCCCACCUCUCCAGGCUCAAGACGGCCUUGGGCGUCCUGCUGUGGUGCGUCUCCUGGGCUGACCUCUUCUACACCUUCCAUGGCCUCAUCCAUGGCCAGAACUCCGCCCCCGUCUUCUUUGUCACCCCAUUGCUGGUGGGGGUCACCAUGCUGCUGGCCACUCUGCUGAUCCAGUACGAGCGGCUGCAGGGGGUACAAUCCUCAGGAGUCCUCAUCAUCUUCUGGUUCCUGUGUGUGGUCUGUGCCAUCGUCCCCUUCCGCUCCAAGAUCCUUUCGGCUGUGGCAAAGGGCAAGAUCUCAGACCUCUUCCGCUUCACCACCUUCUACAUCUACUUCGCCCUAGUCCUCUUUGCUCUCAUCCUGUCCUGCUUCAGGGAGAAGCCGCCAUUUUUCUCCCCAAAGAAUGUCGACCCUAACCCCUCCCCAGAGGUCAGCGCCAGCUUCCUCUCCCGCCUGUCUUUCUGGUGGUUCACGAAGAUGGCCAUCCUUGGCUACCGGCGCCCCCUGGAGGAGCAGGACCUCUGGUCCCUGAAAGAGGAGGACCGCUCGAAGAUGGUGGUGGACAGGCUGAUGGAGGAAUGGAAGAAGCAACAGAAGCGAGCAGAGCGACACAAGGCUGCAGUGGCAUCUGGGAAGAGAGUGUCCAGUGAGGAUGUAGGGCUGCUGGGGGGCCGGCCCAGGCCCCGGGAGCCAUCCUUCCUGCGAGCCGUGCUGGCCACCUAUGGUUCCAGCAUCUUUGUGAGCAUAUGCUUCAAGCUGAUCCAGGACCUGCUCUCCUUCGUCAAUCCACAGCUCCUCAGCAUCCUGAUCAGGUUUAUUUCAAACCCCGUGGCCCCCACCUGGUGGGGUUUCCUGUUGGCCGGGCUGAUGUUUGUGUCCUCCCUGAUGCAAACUCUGUUCUUACACCAGUAUUUCCAGUGUGUGUUUGAGAUGGCAUUGAGGCUUCGUACGGCAAUCAUAGGUGUCAUCUAUAGGAAGGCUCUGGUCAUCACCAGUGCAGCCAAGCGUGAGUCCACGGUGGGAGAGAUCGUCAACCUCAUGUCCGUGGAUGCCCAGCGCUUCGUGGACCUUGCUCCUUUCCUCAACCUGCUGUGGUCAGCACCCUUGCAGAUCAUCCUGGCAAUCUACUUCUUGUGGCAGACCCUGGGUCCUUCCAUCUUGGCUGGGGUGGCUUUCAUGGUCUUGUUGAUCCCACUCAAUGGAGCUGUGGCCAUGAAGAUGCGAGCUUUACAGGUAGAGCAAAUGAAGUUCAAGGACUCACGCAUCAAGCUGAUGAGUGAGAUCCUGGGUGGCAUCAAGGUGCUGAAACUAUAUGCCUGGGAACCCAUUUUCUUGGAGAAGGUGGAGGGCAUCCGAGAGGGUGAGCUCCGGAUACUACGCCAGUCUGCCUACCUCCAAGCCAUAGCCACCUUCACCUGGAUCUGUACCCCUUUCCUGGUGACCCUGACAACCCUUGGAGUAUUUGUGUCCUUGGACAAGAACAACGUGCUAGAUGCCGAGAAGGCCUUUGUGUCUGUGUCCCUGUUUAAUAUUUUAAAGAUACCCCUCAACAUGCUGCCUCAGCUAAUCAGCAGCUUGAUCCAGACCAGUGUGUCUCUGAAACGGAUCCAGCACUUCCUGAGCCAAGAUGAACUCGACCCCCACUGUGUGGAAAGAAAGAUCAUCGCCCCAGGCUAUGCUGUCACCGUACACAAUGGCACCUUCACCUGGGCCCAGGAUCUGCCCCCCACCCUGCAUAGCCUAGACAUCCAGGUGCCAAAAGGGGCACUGGUGGCCGUGGUGGGGCCUGUGGGCUGUGGGAAGUCCUCCCUGGUGUCUGCCCUGCUGGGAGAGAUGGAGAAACUGGAAGGCACGGUGUGUGUGAAGGGCUCUGUGGCCUACGUGCCCCAGCAAGCAUGGAUCCAGAAUUGCACUCUUCAGGAAAACAUCCUGUUUGGCCGAGCCCUGGACCCCAGCCGGUACCAAAGGGCUCUGGAAGCCUGUGCCUUGCUAGCUGACCUGGAGGUGCUGCCUGGCGGGGACCAGACAGAGAUUGGAGAGAAGGGCAUUAACCUAUCUGGGGGCCAGCGACAGCGGGUGAGUCUGGCCCGAGCUGUUUACAGUGAAGCUGACCUUUUUUUGUUGGAUGACCCACUGUCAGCUGUGGAUUCCCAUGUGGCCAAGCAUAUCUUUGACCAAGUCAUAGGGCCCGAAGGUGUGCUGGCAGGCAAGACACGGGUGCUGGUGACACACAGCAUCAGCUUCCUGCCCCAGAUGGACCUCAUCAUUGUGCUGGCUGACGGGCAGGUGUCUGAGGUGGGCCCCUACCCGGCCCUGCUGCAGCGCAGUGGCUCCUUUGCCAACUUCCUCUGCAACUAUGCCCCUGAUAAGGACAAGGAGAACCUGCAGGAGAGCAGCAAGACCGUCUUGGAGGACACAGACGAUGAGGAGGUGCUGCUGAUUGAGGACACGCUGAGCAAUCACACAGACCUGACAGAUAACGAGCCAGUCAUGUAUGAGGUCCGGAAGCAGUUUAUGAGACAGCUGAGUGUCAUGUCCUCGGAAGGCGAGGGCCAGGCCCGGCCUGUGCUCCGGAGACGCCCAGGUUCAGCAGAGAAGGUAGUGCAGGCAGCAGAGAUGAAGGCGAGUGGGACACUGAUCCAGGAGGAGAAGGCGGAGAUAGGCACUGUGAAGCUGAGCGUGUUCUGGGAUUAUGCCAAGGCCAUGGGAUUCUAUACCAUAGUGGCCGUCUGUCUUCUGUACUCGGGUCAAAGUGCGGCUGCCAUUGGGGCCAACGUGUGGCUCAGUGCCUGGACCAAUGAGGCUACGGUGGAGAGACCACAGAAUAACACCUCCACGAGGCUGGGUGUCUAUGCUGCCUUGGGAAUUCUGCAAGGGGUCCUGGUGAUGGUGUCAGCCAUAACACUGACGGUGGGGAGUGUCCAGGCUGCACGCUCGCUUCACCAGGCGCUGCUGCACAACAAAAUGCGCUCGCCACAGUCCUUCUUCGAUACGACGCCCUCAGGCCGUAUCCUCAACCGCUUCUCCAAGGACAUCUACGUCAUCGAUGAGGUUCUGGCCCCCACCAUCCUCAUGCUGCUGAACUCCUUCUACAACUCCAUCUCUGCCCUCGUGGUGGUCGUGGUUAGCACGCCGCUCUUCGCUGUGGUCACCCUGCCUCUGGCUGUCUUCUACAUCGUUGUGCAGCGUUUCUAUGUGGCUACAUCGCGGCAACUGAAGAGGCUGGAAUCGAUCAGCCGCUCGCCCAUUUACUCCCACUUUUCAGAGACGGUGACUGGCUCCAGCGUCAUUCGGGCCUAUGGCCGCAGCCAGGACUUCAACGCCAUCAGUGAUGCUAAGGUGGACACCAACCUGAGGAGCUCCUACCCCUUCAUUGCCUCCAACAGGUGGCUGGGGGUCCGAGUGGAGUUCGUGGGGAACUGUGUUGUGUUCUUUGCUGCACUCUUUGCUGUGAUUGGCAGAAACAGCCUGAGUCCAGGGCUGGUGGGCCUUUCUGUGUCCUAUGCCCUACAGAUAACAUUGACUCUAACUUGGAUGAUCCGAAUGAUGUCAGACUUGGAGUCUAAUAUUGUGGCCGUGGAGAGAGUCAAGGAGUACUCCAAAACCGAGACCGAGGCCCCCUGGGUGGUGGAGGGCAGCCGUCCUCCCACAGGCUGGCCGCUGCAGGGCGACGUGGAGUUCCGGAACUACUCUGUGCGCUACCGGCCGGGCCUGGAGCUGGUGCUCAAGAACUUGAGUCUGCGCGUGCGCGGCGGCGAGAAGGUGGGGAUUGUGGGCCGCACUGGGGCAGGCAAGUCGUCCAUGACCCUCUGCCUCUUCCGCAUCCUGGAGGCCGCGGAAGGUGAAAUCCGCAUCGAUGGCCUCAACGUGGCAGACAUCGGGCUCCACGACCUGCGCUCUCAGCUGACCAUCAUACCCCAGGACCCCAUCCUGUUCUCUGCGUCCCUACGUGUGAACCUGGACCCCUUUGAAUAUCACUCGGAGGAAGACCUAUGGCGAGCCUUGGAGCUCUCCCACCUGCACGCCUUUGUGAGCUCGCAGCCGGAGGGCCUGGACUUCCAGUGCUCUGAGGGAGGGGAGAAUCUCAGCGUGGGCCAGCGCCAGCUCGUGUGCCUGGCCCGAGCCCUGCUCCGCAAGAGCCGCAUCCUGGUUCUAGACGAGGCCACGGCUGCCAUCGACCUGGAGACUGACAACUUCAUCCAGGCCACCAUCCGCACCCAGUUUGAGGGCUGCACGGUGCUGACCAUUGCACAUCGGCUCAACACCAUCAUGGACUAUACCAGGGUCCUUGUCCUAGACAAAGGGACGGUAGCUGAAUUCGAUUCUCCAACCAACCUCAUUGCAGCCAGAGGCAUCUUCUACGGGAUGGCCAGAGACGCCGGACUUGCUUAAAACAUACUCCUGGGACUUCCUCCUGGCCAUUCCCGGUUUUCAUCAGGAGAGAAAAAGACACCAAGUAUGUCUGCAGGCUGGACUUGACGACAAACACUGGUGGCAUUGGCUAGAUUGUCCCCCUGGAAAGUGCCUCCCGGAAUAAUUGUGCUAAAUGCUCUAGAUGAGGAAGUGAGGCCCAGGAGGUGAACGACAGGCCCGAGGUCACGGCUAGUUUGAGGCAGAGCCCAGACUGGUGCGCGGGUCUCCUGAUUCCCAGCCUGGUAUUAUUGACACGCUGUGCUGUUUUCAGUCAUUUCAUGGAAUGACCUUUCUGCUCUGUAUGACUUUUCAUAUUUUCUACUCAGAAGGAUUUUUUUUUUUUUAAGUCAAGCUUUUUCCUCCUGGAACAGCAGACUGCCGGGUCAGGCCGUCCUUAUGAACUGAGUCCUGUACUCUGGGGUGCUGGCCUGAAUCCAUUAAAACUGGAGCACUGGUGAAAUAAAGCUACAUGGUCAACAAUA
This is a messenger RNA of Suricata suricatta (meerkat), 5134 nucleotides long. It is a transcript of the gene ABCC3, whose product is annotated as ATP binding cassette subfamily C member 3. The record is from RefSeq and is a predicted model, not a curated record. Gene Ontology annotation, cellular component: membrane. The transcript is spliced from 31 exons. Gene Ontology annotation, molecular function: ATP binding; ABC-type transporter activity; ATP hydrolysis activity. Lineage: Eukaryota; Metazoa; Chordata; Mammalia; Carnivora; Herpestidae. The coding region runs from base 57 to 4631 and encodes 1524 amino acids. Gene Ontology annotation, biological process: transmembrane transport.